Molecule: messenger RNA, 2608 nt
Organism: Ceratotherium simum simum (southern white rhinoceros)
Lineage: Eukaryota; Metazoa; Chordata; Mammalia; Perissodactyla; Rhinocerotidae
Source: RefSeq, a predicted model, not a curated record
CCCAGCACAGCAACUUUUUUUUCCUCCAAUUUUUUUUUAUUGUGGUAAAAUACUCUUAACCAGCACAACUUUUUAUUAGAUCAGGCUGUCCUUGAUGGCUAGAGCUGUCAACAUUGCUUUACACUGCUUUGGAAAACAGGGCUCUUCAAGCAGAGGCUUAACAAGCGCCAUUCAAGGAUGUUAUAGGAACAUUUUCUAGACUGGACGAGAGAUUGGCCUUCACCAAUUGCCUCUAAGUUUCCUUCCAACUUUUAGAACUUAUAAUUCAUAUUAAAUUCAGGAUUAUUCUGACAUCCUUAACGCUUUAGGAGAUGAAAAAUUACUCCACGAUUUCAUCUUGUACUUAAAGCUUCAGUUCAUAUUACAUUCUGAAUACUGGGCUUAACACCAGUUUAUAAACCCCCAGAACGAAUGUUAAAAUUCUAUGUGAAGUCAAGCCCAAAUACAGUGUGACAGGAUAUGUUGGUUCCCAGAAAUUUCAGGUACAAAGAUUGUUUUGAAACCUCAUUCAGGCUUUGUGACAAUAUCUUUAGUGAACAAAAUAUGAAUGAGUUAAUUUGCUUCUGAAAGCAAAUGCUCUGGUGAGAAAGUAAACAUGAGAAAUGAUUGUCAACAAUGCAAUAACUAUAACAGCUGGUGGAAACUGACCAGUGGCAUGAGGGGCUAUGCAGGUUUAGAGGUGGGAGAAAUCACUUGGAGUAAGAGGAUCAGGGAAGGCGGGGAGGAGGAGGGGAGUGGCAUCUGAGGGUUAUACUCAUUAGCACUUGAGUCAUCAGGCUAUAGUCUUGGGGCUGAUGCAGGGAAGGGGUCAUAUAGGAGAGCUCUAGUGUACAUCCCUGAAUUUUAUCUCCUUCUCCUCAGUGAAGUAAUUUGGGCUUUGGCUGUCAUAGAUCUGAAGUGAUUAGACAUUAACAGGCAUAUGGUCUGAUUUGGGAGCUCUGAGAAGGUCCUAAAACCCCACCUCCACCUCCUUGUCCUAGCCAAUCUCUCACAAGGGCUGACUUUUUUUUUUUUUUUUUUUAGGUAAAAUUUACAUUCACUGAGAUUCGCAGAUCUUAUGCUUACUUCAGUUUUAAGUCAAGUUUUGACAAAUUUAUACACCCUUGUAACCAAAACCUAGUCAAGAUAUAGAAUAUUUUCCUCCCAGAAAGUUCCCUCAUGCCCCCUCCCUGCCAGAAGCAACAGCUGUUCUGAUUUCUCUCAAGAGCUAACUGUUCAUGAGAUUCUUUUUAUGUGACACUACAUCCCUUGAACAGCAAUCAAAAUUGUACCGUGAAAUGCAACCCACCCCAAGAUGUUAUCAGUUAUUUACAAUUUAGUAUGCAGGAAAGAUUGGCAUAAAACUAUUUUGGGAAAAGAGGGAGGUGAGAUUGCAAGGACCUUAAAUAUUUGGUUCCUGAAGGAUGUUCAGAAGCCCUGCAUUGCCGGAUGCUCUGGAAAUAGGCCAGUUUGUUUGUUUCCCCUAGACAUAAUGUCAAGUGGAGAUGAUCAGCAAUCACGGGCUUUUGCCAAACCCACUUUCAGUGAGGUACAAGCCUCUGCAUUAGUGGAAUCAGUAUUUGGGUUAAAAGUUUCCAAGAUCCAGCCACUUCCUAGCUAUGAUGACCAAAACUUUCAUGUGUGCAUUCCAAGAACCGAAGACGCUACCGAUGGCCCAACUGAAUAUGUCCUCAAAAUAAACAACACUGAGGCUAGCAAAACUCCAGACCUGAUUGAAGUGCAGAGUCACAUCAUCAUGUUUCUGAGAGCGGCUGGAUUUCCGACAGCCUCUGUGUGUCGUACUAAAGGAGACGACAUAACCUCUCUCGUGUCCGUAGGCAGUGGCUCUGAAAUCAAAAGCUACUUGGUAAGGCUGCUGACUUACCUCCCAGGAAGACCUAUAGCUGAGAUUCCCAUCAGCCCCCAGCUAUUAUAUGAAAUUGGAAGGCUAGCUGCCAAAUUGGAUAAGACACUGGAGAAAUUCCAUCACCCAAAGUUAAGCAGUCUUCAUCGGGAGAACUUCAUCUGGAAUCUGAAAAAUGUACCUCUUCUGGAGAAAUAUCUGUAUGCUUUGGGCCAGAAUCAAAAUCGAGAGAUUGUCGAACAGGUCAUUCAGCUGUUCAAAGAUGAAAUAAUGAGCAAAUUAAGUCAUUUUCGAGAAUGUAUCAAUCAUGGAGAUCUUAACGACCAUAACAUUUUAAUAGAGUCCAGCAAGUCAGCCUUUAGAGAUGAUGUAUAUCAAGUGUCUGGGAUUUUAGACUUUGACGACAUGAGCUAUGGCUAUUAUGUGUUUGAAUUGGCAAUCACCAUCAUGUACAUGAUGAUUGAAAGCAAGAAUCCUCUACAAGUAGGAGGUCAUGUCCUCGCAGGGUUUGAAAGUAUAAUCCCACUGACAACUGUAGAGAGGGGUGCUUUGUUUCUACUUGUAUGCAGUCGUUUUUGUCAGUCACUUGUCAUGGCUGCAUACUCUUGCCAGCUACACCCGGAGAACAAAGAAUAUCUCAUGGUUACUGCAAAAACUGGGUGGAAGCAUUUACAGCAAAUGUUUGACAUGGGCCAGAAAGCUGUAGAAGAAAUCUGGUUUGACACUGCCAAGUCCUAUGAAUCUGGGAUCUCCAUGUGACUAGAU